GGAAGGAGGAAGAUGCGGCAGAAACGGGGAGGCAGCAGGGCCCCCCAUCUCGGCCAGCCUGGAAGACCCACUGCCUUGGACCCACCGAGCCCUGCAGUCCCUGCCCUCUCCAGUCUGGCGUGAACGCAGCGCCUCCCCCCCUUCUGUCCAGGGGGGGCUUAGAACAAAAGAGACACCCCCCUGCACUGCCAGAGCCCAGCAUGAGAAGGGUUGUGCAGCUGGUACUUUUUUGCCCCCUCUCCAUGGGGCUGCAGAGCCGUCUUCCUGGCAUCAAGGUCAAGUACCUAUUUUUUGCCUGGCUGGGCAUUUUUGUGGGCAGUUGGGUGGUCUACAUGCAUUACUCGUCCUAUUCAGAACUCUGCAGAGGACACGUCUGUCAGAUGAUCAUUUGUGACCAAUAUAAUAAAGGAAUAAUUUCUGGGUCGACAUGUAAAGACCUUUGCAAGGAGCAUACACUGGUGUUCCAGCACUGCCUCUCGUCCUCUCCCACCCAGCAGGUAUACAGUGGCCUCUGGAAAGAGAAGGAGGUGAUAAUCAAAUGUGGCAUUGAAGAGGCCCUCAAGGCCGAUGGCAACCCUGACUCAGCCCCCAGGAGAGAUGUGGUCCUUUUCAGCAAGCCGACACGAGGGACAUCAAUGGAUGAGUUCAAGGAGAUGCUCCUGAAUUUCUUAAAAUCCAAUCUAGGCGACCAGGUCUCCUUCACCAACUUAGUGAACAAGAUAAUGGCCAUGGCGGAUGUCAGUCGAGAUGGAAAACUGUCGCUGGCGGAGGCGAAAUCCAUCUGGGCACUGCUGCAGUUGAACGACUUCUUGCUGACGCUCUCCCUGCAUGAGAAGGAGCACACCUCCCAGCUGCUGGGGCACUGCGGGGACCUGUACGUCACGGAGAAGAUCCGCCACACCUCCCUCUAUACUGUGGAGGUCCCUCGCUUCCUGCAGCCACUGCUGCCCGCGGCCAUCCACAGGGUCCUCCACCGGUGGUUCUCCCCAGCCUGGCCACAGAGAGCGAAGAUCGCCAUUGGCCUCUUGGAGUUUGUGGAGGAGAUCUUCCACGGGAUGUACGGCAACUUCUACAUCUGUGAGGCGGGCUUCAAGAACAUGGGCUACAAUGACAGGCAUGACUUCAAGAUGGUGGACCUCCGGAAGGUGGCAACAGAGAUGACCAUCCGGGGCUUCCUCAAAGGGCGCCACUGCGAGCAGAACGUGGACUGCACCUACGGGAGGGACUGUGUGGCCCCCUGCGACAAGCUCAUGAAGCAGUGCAAGAGUGACGUGGUUCAGCCCAACCUGGCCAAGGUGUGUGGGCUUCUGCAGGAGUACUUGCUCCACGGGGCUCCCUCCGAUCUGAAGGAUGAGCUUCAGAAGCAGCUCAAGACCUGCACAACCCUCAGCGGCUUGGCCAGCCAGAUGGAGGUCCACCACUCACUGGUGCUCAGCAGCCUCAAGACACUCUUGUGGAAGAAAAUAUCAAAUACCAAAUAUUCAUAAGUGUGGGACGCUGAAAACCACUGAUGUUGCACACAGAGGAUCACAGAAUAGGAAGAGGGCUAGGGAGCACUCUGCUCUCGCCCCCUGCCCCCCAAAGUAUGCAAGCAGGAAGAUUUAGCACCAGGGGGGAAAGGACAAGUGGAAUAACCAAUGGGUCCUCCUCCCUUUCGGAUGGACAGACUGUCAGUGAAGCAAGGGAAAUUGUUUUGGAUGAACAGCUUCUGAUGUAAAUAAAU
Molecule: messenger RNA, 1723 nt
Organism: Zootoca vivipara (common lizard)
Lineage: Eukaryota; Metazoa; Chordata; Lepidosauria; Squamata; Lacertidae
Gene: DIPK1B
Product: divergent protein kinase domain 1B
Source: RefSeq, a predicted model, not a curated record